AUUUAUAGGAAACAUUUCGUAGGGAGAGGUUGAAUCUAGUCAGUUGGACGCAGACGAACCCGAGAUGAGAUCCCAACGUCGUAAGUUUAAAUAGAGACUAUUGAUGACGCUGGUCAAUACUCAAGCCAAACCUACUAUUUCUUCGGCGGCUGUGAGAUCCCGAACGAAAAACUAACGACAAAAGAGUAAUAGAUUCGAAUUGGCGCUGUUUCUAACAUCUAUUACAUUAAGCGUAGGCUAACCUCUAAUUGGUGCAGUGGUGAGACGACUGGACAAUGUCCUCCGGCUCGCGCAGGAGGACACAAAGAAAAUAAUUGAACAUCUCUCAGCAAUGUAAACUGCAUUCUUGGCAUUUCCUUUCCAGUGAUGAUGCAUAGACAAAUUAAGACCUGGCUUAUCCACAUCCUCCAGGAGCGACCAAAAACAUUCCAACGUGUCACUACCGCUAUAUCUAAAUCACAUUUUGUUGGUUCACAUUUGGAUAGAAUGUGAAUCCUGUACAUAUAUUUCCAGACAUUUGGGCGAUCCCACAUGGAGGGAUAUCGAUAGUAGCAGAUAAUAUGUGGACAGUUGCAUCACAAAAUGUAUUAAAUCGCUAAUAAAUUGUAGUUGAAGUAACUAUGGCAGAUGAUUUGUUUGAUCAAUAAUGAACAAGAAAUCAAUGUUUUAAUGUUAUCAUUUUAUCAGCGAUAUGACUCAAUAAUUAACUGUGUCCACUUACUAUAGAUCUCCUCAUCCACAUCGCAUGGUUCUUGACGGAGUGAUCACUGACAUUCUACCUGUAUAUCUUCACUACUGGGUGCAUUGUGACAGAUGGCGUCAGUGGAGAGAGCUAGAUAAAUCACGUUGGUCAUGUAAGGUCCUUUGCUGUGAUUCAGAGCUGUCUUCGUGGGUAAAAGACAUUUGUGUUUUAUACAUUCUUUUGCAGUAUUAUUUAUUACACGGUUGACCUGCAAACUGGGGUUGAAAAUAUUUAAAAAUUCUACAGAUUUUGUAAAUAAUUGUAGGUUUCUCUUACAUACAUUGUAGUAGCACAAAUCAUGGCGACACUUGAGCAUACUGUUUUGCAAAGUUUAAAGUGUCCCGUUUGUUUUGGUUUGCUGAACGAUCCAAAACAACUUUCAUGUUCACACACAUUUUGUCAAAAAUGUAUUCAAGGUAUUCUAGUAUGCUCUGUACAGAGGAAUACUUUAUCAUGUCCAAUAUGUAGAAACACAACAAAUGUCACAGAUGGCGAUGUUGCAAAUCUUAAGACUAAUAUACCUGUUAAGUCACUUGUUGAUGACGUCAGGAAUAGUAAACAGCUCUGUGACGUGUGUGAAGAGCAAUUAAGAGCCACACAAUUCUGUUGCGAAUGUGGUAAGAACAUGUGUAACGCGUGUCUGCAAGAUCAUAACAACUGGAAACCACAUCUCAAGCAUAAAGUAGUGAGCGUUGAAGAAAUCAGGAAGGGUAGGGUAGUCUUAAAGAAGAAGGUUUACUGUAAAGAAGAAGUACACACAUCAGAUGAAUGUGAAUGCUCUGAUGUCUGCACGACAUGUAAGAAGCUCAUUUGUAUGAGAUGUCGCAUGCUCUACCACGAGAAAAAAGGCCACGAUGUGGAAGAUUUAAGAGAGUACAAUUCGUCUUUCAAAAAGAGCUCUGAAUUACUUCAGGGUCAAGGAAAGACAAAAGCUACAGCAGUCAAGAAUCAUAUGACGUGUAUUGAUAAUCAAAUCAAACGUGUCCAUGAUCACAUUGAUGCGGAAAAUGUGAAGCUUGACAUGCUUUGUGAAGAAGCUAUCAAGAAAAUACAAGAGAGGAAUGCUACCUUGAAAAAACAACUAGACGAUCAGAAAGAAGAAGUCUACAAGAGUUUAAAUGAUAUGAAAAUUGAUGAUGAGAGAUUGGUUAAGAGUAUUGAGAGUGCGAGUGAACUGGUGAGUACUAGUUUGGAGGCCCCACUAGAAGGGGAUGUUGUAGCAAUACGUGAUUCAUUGUAUGGAGAAUUGAAAAAUGUAUUACUUAGGGAAAAUCCAAAGAAGAAGGUUGCUACUGAUAUAGGUGAUCAUGCAGAGGAACUGACUUUUACACCGAGCUGCAAUCCUGAUGCAUUAUCAAUGGGGGAACUGAGGAUUGUGAAUUGCGAGCCCGCGAAAUGCAAUGUAUUACUCUCAAAGAAAGAUAGUAUGAAUGGCAUGGUGACUUCAAAGAAUGGCAUAGUUGCUGUUGGAUCAAGAUUUGGAGGAAUCGAAAUCUACUCUGCUGAUGGUCAGCUGCAGAAGACAGUUAUCAAAUAUGUCGAAACAAGUGAGGUAGGAUUCCUCUCUGAUGGUCGUUAUGUUGUACUUGAUACAUGCAAUAAGAUAUCACUGUACACAUCAGAUGAAGAGAAGCAGGAUGUAACAUUCGAUACUAUAUACGAUAGUGAAGGUGGGCUUGGUGGUCUCGCCGUAGACAGCAAUGAUCUGAUCUAUGUUAGCUACAGGAAAGCUAAGAAGAUCCAGGUAUUCUCACCAUCAGGUGGGAAGGCUAUCAGGGAGAUACCAUGCGAUGGGUAUGAACCUGCACAAAUCACAAGCUAUGGUGAUUCAUUGAUCGUUAAGCAGUAUGACAACCAGAUAGCACGUAUUGAUAAAAAAGGUGAUAUAAUGCAUAAAUUAUGGAAAUCGGAAGAACACACCCUACUUGUUGAUGUGAGUAAAGACAAUACAACCCUGAUUGCCUCUGUAAGACAGGAGGACGGUCUGCUCAAUAUUGAUGAGUAUACCGGUAAACUGAAACACAUCAGAAGUCUUAUAUAUGAUUAUAAGAUUGAGAAACCGGAGAGGCAGUGGUAUUACCUUAGACAGUUUCAAUCAGGAGAGAUAGCUUUCUGUACACCAGAUAGGCUCUAUAUAUUCAACCAAGUGACUAAUAAAGUUACCUCGUAAGUCAAAUCUCUUUUUACUUAACAAAUUAAUCUUGGUAGUCCAUUACUGUCAAGAAUCAAGAAAUUUUAUUCAUUCCAUUCGACAAAAAAAAUCACGUAUACAAUAGAAUAUUAAAAGACAAAAUUACAUGAUAUACAACGAAAAAAAAGUCAUCGGUAUUACAUACAAAGGAAAGUAAUACAAUUAGAUUUGAGACGCUGCAAAAGUUAAACC
Messenger RNA from Lytechinus pictus (painted urchin), 3125 nucleotides. RefSeq names its product RING finger protein 207-like. The record is from RefSeq and is a predicted model, not a curated record. The transcript has 4 exons. The coding region runs from base 1041 to 2912 and encodes 623 amino acids. NCBI's taxonomy places the organism in Eukaryota, Metazoa, Echinodermata, Echinoidea, Temnopleuroida, Toxopneustidae. Gene Ontology annotation, molecular function: ubiquitin protein ligase activity; zinc ion binding. Gene Ontology annotation, biological process: protein monoubiquitination.